AUGGGACGGAAAAAGGUAGCAUCAUCAUCGUCAUCAUCAGACAAUACAGAAAAAUCGGAAUGUAAUAAUCAGGGAAAAACACCUGUACCUUUUGUGUUUCACAAAAUAACGGAAUACUUUUUGAAAGAAUUAGGAAGUUUACAAUUUUCAUUUAAACCUGCUCAAUGUCAAGAAAUAUUAUCGAAAAUAAUACCUGCUCCGUUUACAGCAAUUUCCAAACUUAUUUCAAGCACCGAACAAGAUAAUAGUCCCAGAAGUGCUUCAAUAAGCACGGACAGUAUUACCGACCUAAGUGCAACCACAUCGGCAACCAAUUUUAAUGAACUUGCCCAAAGUAUUGCAAAUCUUCCACCUGUCAAAGAUGAAACACCUAACAAAAGUAAUUCAUCAGAUACCCUAGUUCUUCCAGCGAAAUCACUCACCUCAGAAAUUACGGAAAUUAGAAUUAACUCAAAACAAAAUUUCGUAUGCACGCACAAAGGUCCUAUAUGUCUUGGCAGGAGGAAAUUAAAACUCUGUAUACCAGAAAAACAAAAGAUUGGAGCUGAGUUUUUGUUAUUAGGAAUUAAUGAAAGCUGUGAAAUUCAACAAUCUGUUUCCAUCCACUUCAUCGGUAAGAUGCGGGAAACCAAGGGAUCAGAAGCAAAGACCAAGUCAAGCACGAAAAAUAGCAGCCCUGUUGUUCAAGAAUUUGAAUGUGACACCACAACCUAUAAGGUUAUGAAAACGUGUAAGAAAUGCAGACUUGUCUUAAUACGACUCCCAUCAGAAGCCUCUUCCAAUAUCAAUGAAGAGUUAAACGUUUAUAUAUCCUCGGAUACCUAUCCAGUUUUGCCAGAUGGAGGUAAAAGUAGUGAAGAGAAUGUAAACUCUGACCUUAAUAGACAAGAAAACGAAAAGGAAAGAAAACGAAAAUUAGUGGAGGGUAAACGAGCAAUGGAUAUCAAGAAAAUUAAAAUUCAAGACGAAGAUGAUGGAACCAGUACUGAGGAAGAAGACGCUGAAGAUGCCAUACCUCCAAUGCCUCCAAUGCCACCUUUAAAUAGUGUUGAAUCCGUACCAGGUCCCUAUGUGGCGCUUAUACUCUAUUUACAAAAGUCUCUCGAUCUAAAAGACCAAGCAAUGGAAAGGAUGGAGCGAAGGUAUGAUCGAAGCCUGAAAAACCUUCAAAAACUUCAGAAACGAGUUGAAGCUUUGGAGAAGGCGAACAACCAACUGACCAAGACGAAUUCGAAAUUAGCUCGGGCCUAUGAAACGUUUGCGACUAAAUUGGCAGUGAAUGAUAGUUUGAAGGAGAAAGAAAUUGGUAUAAUUGCUACAGAAUCAACAUCUACUGACACUGAUCCAAUUCCUACAGCUGUUUAUGUUGACAAAGCAUUACAUGUGGAUGACGAGUUUCUUUCUUUAUCAGAUUUAGAUUUACUGGAUGUGGAACUACCAAAAAGUGAUGUCGAUUUCAAGUUUGACUUGGAGUAG
This is a messenger RNA of Naegleria lovaniensis, 1476 nucleotides long. RefSeq lists its product as uncharacterized. The coding region runs from base 1 to 1476 and encodes 491 amino acids. The record is from RefSeq and is a predicted model, not a curated record. The transcript has 2 exons. NCBI's taxonomy places the organism in Eukaryota, Heterolobosea, Eutetramitea, Acrasida, Naegleriidae.